This is a messenger RNA of Plasmodium reichenowi, 1287 nucleotides long. RefSeq names its product Leu/Phe-tRNA protein transferase, putative. NCBI's taxonomy places the organism in Eukaryota, Apicomplexa, Aconoidasida, Haemosporida, Plasmodiidae. The record is from RefSeq and is a predicted model, not a curated record. The transcript has a single exon. Gene Ontology annotation, biological process: protein catabolic process. Gene Ontology annotation, cellular component: cytoplasm. The coding region runs from base 1 to 1287 and encodes 428 amino acids. Gene Ontology annotation, molecular function: leucyl-tRNA--protein transferase activity.
AUGAGUGAACAAGGAUAUCUAAGUAGUCAUAAUAUGAAAUCGAAAAUGGAUAGAAAUGAUUCUGAUAAAGGAAAAUGUAAAAACCAAGAAGGUAUUAAUGAAUGUGUCAAUAAAGAAAACACACAUGAAGGAAAUCAAAACAAACAUGAAGGAAAUCAAACCUCAUGUGAAGAAAAUCAAAACUCAUGUGAAAAAAAUCAAAACACACAUGAAAAAAAUCAAAACUCAUGUGAAAAAAAUCAAAACUCAUGUGAAGAAAAUCAAAACACACAUGAAAAAAAUCAAAACUCAUGUGAAGAAAAUCAAAACUCAUGUGAAAAAAAUCAAAAAUCAUGUGAAAAAAAUCAAAACUCAUGUGAACAAAACAGAAAUAAUAUAACUCUAGAUGACGAUGUAAAUAUAAACAAGAUUGUAGAAAAAAUGUCAGUGGAAGAACCUGAAGUAUUAACAAAAAUAUUCAAUUUGAUGAAAAAUAAUAACUGUUUAAAUUUUUAUCCGUUGCUUACACCUUAUCAUAAUAUAGAAAAAAUUGUAGAUAUAUUAAUGCAAGAAAAUUAUGAAUAUGAAAAUACGUGGACUGUACAUUGUGAUGCUAGUUUUAUUUGUAGAUUAUUAUAUGAAGGUUUUAUACCUGUGGCUAGUAAACAAAAGUUAUACAAAAUAGAAAACUAUGAAACAGUUAUGUAUAAAGAAUCUUUAUUAAUUCCUAAAAUACAUUUUAUUAGAUCAUGUAUGCAUCCUAGUGAAAUACAUAUAUCAAAAAAAGUAAAAAAAAAAUGUAAACAUUUUCAUAUAACUAUUGAUAAAAAUUUUGAAGGUGUUAUGGAAGGAAUUGUAGAAAAACAUGGACAGAAUUGGUUAUAUCCAUUUGUACAAGAAGAAUUUAAAAAAAUAUUUUAUAAAGAUGUAACAUAUAAAAAUGUAGAAUUACAUUCAGUUGAAUUGUGGUUUGGAAAAGAAUUAGUUGCUGGGGAAAUUGGGAACACAGUAGGAUCGAUUUAUACUAGUUUAACAGGAUUCCAAAGAAAAAGUUGUGCUGGUACUAUUCAAUUAUGUGCAUUAGCUAAAUUGUUAGAAAUACAAAAAUUCCAACUAUGGGAUCUUGGUAUGCUCCUACCAUAUAAGAAAGAUAUAGGGUCUAAAGAAAUAACAAUGAAAGAAUUCUUUAGAAAACAUCGAUUAUUUAAACAUCAACAUGCAGAAUUUAAAACACCUUUCAUGGACAAACUUAAUUGUAGUGUUCUAAUAAAGGGUAUAAAUCCUCAAGAAUUAAAAGAGGAAGAAUAA